Messenger RNA from Lactuca virosa, 375 nucleotides. Lineage: Eukaryota; Viridiplantae; Streptophyta; Magnoliopsida; Asterales; Asteraceae. The record is from the annotation of a GenBank genome assembly.
AUGUACUACUGUGAACCAGGCCUUUCCCUGAUGGAUAGGCUUAAUCUCAUUUCAGAUGAUGUGGAAUUCACUACUUUUAUAUUUGAUGCUUAUGGAACAGAUGGUGUAAUUUCUGUUUAUAUCGAUCAUGUUGGAGUGGGAGUAGAUGAGUGGUUUGAUGACGAGGAGGGUGAUGAUGAUCAUGAGUCUUGUAUUGAUGGUGAAAAUGAGGAUAAUAUAUAUGAACUUAGGAAUGGGAAUGUGGAAUUUAAUGACGAUGUAGUUAUUAUGAAUAGGACAUCAAAUGAUCCUUUCCUGAGUAAGUUAUGUGUUGAUGAGGGUGAGGAUAACAACAUUGUAGAUGAUGAUCAACCACCCAUGCAUUUGUUGGAUUAA